Molecule: messenger RNA, 1509 nt
Organism: Talaromyces amestolkiae
Lineage: Eukaryota; Fungi; Ascomycota; Eurotiomycetes; Eurotiales; Trichocomaceae
Exons: 2
Coding region: 1-1509 (502 amino acids)
Biological process (GO): mitochondrial respiratory chain complex III assembly; protein insertion into mitochondrial inner membrane from matrix
Cellular component (GO): mitochondrial inner membrane
Molecular function (GO): ATP hydrolysis activity; ATP binding
Source: RefSeq, a predicted model, not a curated record
AUGGACGCGGAAGGGCCAGCCAGAGCUUUGGAGCCAUCAUCUCCGGCAGAAUUAAUUCUCCAGCAAAAGAGCGGAGCUUUGCAAGGGCUUGCGCAACCGGGCGGGAACGAUGGAGGAAUUCUCUCUCAACUGCUAAGCAACCCCUUCUUCACUGCGGGAUUCGGUCUAGCUGGUCUAGGUACCGCCGCUGCGCUCGCGCAAAGAGGCCUUAAGCAUGGCGCCGCUCUCAUCCGUCGGCGUAUGCUCGUCGACGUCGAAAUCAAUGUCAAAGAUGAUUCAUACCCAUGGUUUCUUCAUUGGAUGACCCUAUAUCAACAAUCACAGCUCAACAGCGCUCGGUCGGUGGGAACGAAAGGUGGAGAGAAAUUGGGAAUAGUAGAGACCUUGCUUCGAAAAUUUACUCCGGCGAUGCGUCAACUUUCCAUACAAACACAGAAAGUCGAGCAUGCAAAUGGUGCUAUUCAUACGCAAUUCACAUUAAUACCGGGUCCGGGAAGACAUGUGCUACGGUAUAAGAAUGCUUUUGUCUUUGUGAACCGAGUGCGAGAGUCCUCGUCGCGCGACCUUCAAUCAGGCCGGCCUUGGGAAACAGUCACGCUUACGACAUUAUAUGCGCAUCGACAUAUAUUUGAGGAGAUGUUUACUGAAGCACACGCCGUGGCUGCCAAAUCGCAUGAGGGGAAAACACGGAUAUACAACAGCUGGGGUGCGGAAUGGCAACAGUUUGGGCAUCCUCGACGCAAGCGACCACUGGAGUCAGUGGUGUUAGAUGAGGGCAUAAAAGAAAGGAUUGUAGAGGAUGUGAAAGAUUUCCUCGAAAGUGGCAGUUGGUACUAUGAUCGUGGAAUCCCUUACCGCAGAGGCUACCUCCUUCAUGGGCCUCCCGGCAGUGGCAAGAGUUCGUUUAUCCAGGCCUUGGCAGGAGAGCUUGACUAUGAUAUUGCAAUUUUGAAUCUGAGUGAGCGAGGCCUCACGGACGAUCGGCUCAAUCAUCUCUUGACUAUCAUACCAAAUCGGACAUUGGUUCUGCUUGAAGAUGUUGACGCUGCCUUUUCCAACCGUCGAGUGCAGAGCGAUGAAGAUGGUUAUCGAGGCGCCAAUGUAACAUUUUCUGGCCUUUUGAAUGCACUCGAUGGAGUUGCAAGUGCGGAAGAACGUAUCAUAUUUCUGACCACGAACCAUGUUGACCGACUCGAUGAGGCGCUGGUUAGGCCCGGCCGCGUGGACAUGACUGUCAGAUUAGGAGAGGCCACUCGGUAUCAAGUUGCCGCACUAUGGGAUCGAUUUUAUGGGGAAUUCGAUACCAAGGGCGUCUACAAGGAGAGAUUUCUAGACCGCCUUGCCGACUAUUCGCUCAUUGAAGACAAAACUGGCAAUAAAGCGGACAUGACCAAAGCCGUCAGCACUGCUGCUCUUCAGGGAUUGUUCCUUUUCAAUAAGGGAGACAUGGAAGGUGCAAUCCGAACCGUGGGGGAGCUGGCAGAGUCCAUGUAUGAUCAACAAGCAUAA